Molecule: messenger RNA, 944 nt
Organism: Brassica napus (rape)
Lineage: Eukaryota; Viridiplantae; Streptophyta; Magnoliopsida; Brassicales; Brassicaceae
Product: monothiol glutaredoxin-S15, mitochondrial-like
Exons: 6
Coding region: 139-804 (221 amino acids)
Source: RefSeq, a predicted model, not a curated record
UAAUUAAGGAUUAAAAUACGGAAAUCCUUAUUGUGCUGGCACACUUUGAUUGGUCAGCUGAAAGUGUACGUGUUCUUCAUCUCCACCUUGUCUCUUCCACAUUAUCUGCUUCACUCUCUCUCUCUUUCUAGAGCAACAAUGGCUACGACUGCUUCUUUCUUUACAAUAGCGUCGUCAUUCUCCGAGCCCAGGAUUCAGAUCCGUUCCUCGAAGCGCACAAGCCUUUCACUCCAAUACUCAAUUCCGUAUAAAGCCAAUUCUCGGAGCAGGAGGAGACUCGUGGUAAGCUCCGUUUCAGCGCCCAAAGUUGAGCUCCGUACUGGACCGGAUUAUCUCAUUUCAUCCCUCCUCUCUAAGGCAUCUGCAUCGGGCUACCAACAUGGGAUGAUGAGAUCCUACUCUACUACAGUGCCCAGCGAAUCAGACACGCAUGAUGAUUUCAAGCCUACACAGAAAGUCCCUUCCGGUUCUACUGCCUCGCUAAAGGAUAUCGUUGAGAAUGAUGUGAAGGAGAAUCCUGUUAUGAUCUACAUGAAAGGAGUUCCGGAAGCUCCUCAGUGUGGGUUUAGCUCACUAGCCGUAAGAGUUCUGCAACAAUAUAAUGUUCCUAUCGGUGCUAGGAACAUUCUUGAAGAUCAAGACUUGAAAAACGCUGUGAAAUCCUUCAGCCAUUGGCCUACGUUUCCUCAGAUCUUCAUCAAGGGAGAGUUUAUUGGAGGCUCAGACAUCAUCCUUAACAUGCACAAGGAAGGUCAACUUGAGGAAAAGCUUAAAGACGUCUCUGGAAACCAAAACUCUCAAUAAACUUCUAGAGGUUUUUAUUUGAUUUGAUUUGAUUUGAAUGAAAUUAUUAUGUUUUUUUUUUGUUUUUGAUGGACGGCAAUAAUGUCACAAGAAACUCAAAAUCUUUUGAAUCUUGGUAUGAACAAACAUUUAUUUCAUUA